AUGGCCGGACCCGUGCGACAGCCAAUCGACAUCCAAAAACUGAACAAGUAUGUCCAGGACCAUGUCCCUGAGAUCGCCACCCCGCUGGACGUGAAGCAGUUUGGCUUUGGACAAUCAAACCCUACAUAUCUCCUCACGUCUCCAGGAACCAGCCAAGGACAGGAAAGGCGCUAUGUCCUACGCAAGAAACCACCAGGCAAACUGCUCUCGAAAACAGCCCACCAGGUCGAGCGCGAGCACCGCAUCCUCCAUGCGCUGCGAGAUACAGACGUCCCCGUUCCAAAGGUGCACGUCCUCUGCGAAGACGCGACUGUUAUCGGGACGGCAUUCUAUAUCAUGGAGUUCCUAGACGGACGCGUCUUUACAGACCCUGGCAUGCCGGGGGUUACUUCACAAGAGAGGAACGAGAUGUGGCGCUCUGCAAUACACACCCUCUCAACCCUGCACAGCAUCCCCUACACCUCGCCAUCCCUAAACUUGUCCUCCUUCGGCAAACACUCGGGCUUCUACACGCGGCAAAUCCGCACCUUCACCUCUCUCGCGCACCACCAAGCCCUAACAAGGGACAUCGAAACCGGGAAUCCCAUCGGACCCCUUCCACACCUCGACGAGCUAAGCGCUUUUUUCAGCGACAACAACAACAGCAAGGAAAACAGUGGCCGUCCAAAGGACAGAACAACACUCGUCCACGGGGACUUUAAAAUCGACAACCUAAUCUUCCACAAAACCCUCCCCCACGUCAUCGGCGUCCUGGAUUGGGAAAUGGCUACGCUGGGACACCCGCUCUCGGACGUCGUUAGUCUCUUUGCGCCGUUUCUUCCGCAUACUUGGGGCGUGGAUGGUGCCGAGUCGAGUCUUAACCUGCGGAGUCCUUCACCACCUGCCAAUACCAAUACCAAUACCAAUACCCCUGGGGACCAAGAUCAGAGACGGGGGCUGCCAACAUUAGAUGAAUGCGUAUCGCUAUACGCGUCAGAAUCGGGGUACGAUGUCCGGCCGGAUUUAUCCUGGGGACGGGCCUUUGCCGGGUUUAGGGGCGCGGUGAUCAUGCAGGGGAUUGCGGCGCGGUAUGCGCUGCGCCAGGCGAGUAGUGCGUCGGCGAGGGAGUUUGGGGCGAUGGCUUGGCCGACGGCGGAGAAUGUUUGGGGGCUUGUGAGGGAGUUGAGAGAUGGAGCAGUAGUAAAAAAGGGGAGGUUGUGA
This is a messenger RNA of Aspergillus versicolor CBS 583.65, 1200 nucleotides long. RefSeq names its product phosphotransferase family protein. The record is from RefSeq and is a predicted model, not a curated record. The coding region runs from base 1 to 1200 and encodes 399 amino acids. The transcript has 3 exons. NCBI's taxonomy places the organism in Eukaryota, Fungi, Ascomycota, Eurotiomycetes, Eurotiales, Aspergillaceae.